GCACGCACGACGACGACUCCGAAACCUACGACGAGGAAGUCGCGCGCGCGCGCGCGAUUAUACGCGAGUCAAUCCCACGGCGCCGUCACCGCAUCGCGAAGAGUUUAUCAGCGAGAUGAUAGUGGUGGCGGCAGCAGCGGCGACGACGGCGACGGCGGCGCAAAAGCGACAGCAGCGACAACGGCAACGAUACGAACUGCACGCGAUCACGUACGAGCGGCAUGAAGCAAGACGCGAGUCGCGCCGGUCGACCGGCUCACGAACGCCGACGAAUGCCGAGCGCGGCCGAACGACGCCGAGCGUGGCCGAAUCAAAUCAGCCAUUUCUAAGUUUCGAGCGCGGUAGAUUUGAAUGCGAUAAGUUGAAGCAAGAGAUGAAAGGAAAGAGGAACAGAGACAAGCAAGGUGUAGAAGGUGCAACUAAAACGAGCAAACAUUCUCGGGAGCCGUCUGGCUCCCUCCAAAUUAUAGUACCGUAUUUACGUCAAUAUUUUGAUCUGACGAGUCGCUCAACUGACGUCGUCGCAUCCGUCAUCGUCUGCGAAAAUUUAUUGUCGAAUAGGAUCAAGAUGCCAAUACUCAAAAAGAGUAAAGAAGACGCCAACAAGGAAGCCUAUAGUAUAGAUGCCUCACAGGAAGCCAAAUCUUUUUUAGAGAAAAUCAUGGGUGAUGUGAGCAAAUCUUCGGCGACCAAACAGAUAAUCAUUGGUACCACAUCAGGAUGGGUAACUGGAUUCGUCACCAUGAAGAUUGGGAAGGUGGCAGCCUGUGCAGUCGGUGGUGGAAUCAUCAUGCUGCAAAUAGCUGCACAUCAGGGUUACAUAAAAAUUAAUUGGGAAAAGAUUAUGAGUAAAGCUGAAAAAAUAACAGAUAAGGUGGAAGAAAAAAUUACCGGCGAAGGGCCAAAUUUCAUGGAUAAGGCCGAGAGAUUCGUCGAUAAAAAGCUGGAUAAAGCCGAGCGAUUGCUGAAACAAGGGAAGACCUAUACGCGGCGCUGGUACCAUAUGUUGACCGGCGGCGACGAUAGCUUCCAGCCAACGGAAUUCCAUUUCUUUCUAGUUUCGUAUGUGGCGGGAGUCGCCAUCGGUAUCGCCACAGCUAACUAGGUAAUAAGUUGCUGCAUUCUGAAUACAACCAAGAGAAAGAUCGACAUCCAUGUCGCGUCAAAAGACAGCUGCUCCACUACUAUUGACGCACAUGAUAAUGUCGUCGAUGAGUAUAACAAUACAAUCAUGGACGAGGUAAGAAACAAGAUCAACGUAUUGAAGAAAUGGGUCGCGCGAAAUACGCUUAAUAAUCCUAGAUAAAUAUCUUUAUUUUUUAGUCUGUCACUAUUGUUAGCGAUGAGUAAAACUUAUUCUUGUAUUGUAGAAUUGCUUAUAUUUUUCCUUCUUUUAGAGAUCCUAAAAUAACAAUAGAUAACGGAAUAAUUUCAAUUA
This is a messenger RNA of Trachymyrmex septentrionalis, 1438 nucleotides long. RefSeq lists its product as uncharacterized. The record is from RefSeq and is a predicted model, not a curated record. Gene Ontology annotation, cellular component: mitochondrial outer membrane. Gene Ontology annotation, biological process: autophagy of mitochondrion. NCBI's taxonomy places the organism in Eukaryota, Metazoa, Arthropoda, Insecta, Hymenoptera, Formicidae.